AUGCCUAUAUCUGACGAAACCAAAUGGAUUGCUACAGAGAUGGGAAAGGUAUUUCUCAGACCGUAUCCAUGGGCAUCCGAAGUUAAUACCAGAACGAAGGAGUCAAUCGAACUUGCUAAUAAAUACGUUAGCAAGUGUUCCAAGGUACUGAGAAUCAAACCUUCGACUGUGGAUAUAUCAGGCUCGGAUAAAGUCUCAUAUGGAGAAAAGUGUUUUCCAUCUGCGCCAGAAAUCUCUAAAUUGAUUUGGCUACGGCUUUUGGCGACGUGCAAACAGGGAGUGGGACCUCCACUCCAACAUCCUCUCAUGGCACACUUUAUUAGUCACGAAGCACAAGCCGAUGACCCAUGGUCCUUAGAAACUCGAGUUAUAACGCCAUUAAAAAUAUUGCACAUGCUUGGUGUCGAUAUCUUCGCAGACAAAUGUUUUGAUACUUGGAUAUUGGAAACUUUGUGGCAAAGAUUUAGAUUCAACGCUGUUGGUGGGCUGGGAGAGGACAAUGAAUACGAAUGCUGGGUCGAUGGCUCAUACGCAAUGUUUAAUCACAGUUGUGAAGAUCCGUCAAUGCUUUGUAUCCUACAUGCUGAUUCGGGCUUCAAAUUCCAAUGCCGUGCUGAAAGAGACAUCAAGAAAGGGGAAGAAGUAGGAGAGACGGCAGAUGCUUGA
Molecule: messenger RNA, 666 nt
Organism: Sclerotinia sclerotiorum 1980 UF-70
Lineage: Eukaryota; Fungi; Ascomycota; Leotiomycetes; Helotiales; Sclerotiniaceae
Exons: 4
Coding region: 1-666 (221 amino acids)
Molecular function (GO): protein binding
Source: RefSeq, a predicted model, not a curated record